Dermacentor silvarum is the source of this 798-nucleotide messenger RNA. Its product is annotated as myb/SANT-like DNA-binding domain-containing protein 1. The record is from RefSeq and is a predicted model, not a curated record. The transcript is spliced from 4 exons. Lineage: Eukaryota; Metazoa; Arthropoda; Arachnida; Ixodida; Ixodidae. Bases 1 to 798 code for a protein of 265 amino acids.
AUGGAAGGCAACUGGGCAGCUUCGUCAGCAGAAAAUGAGAAGCACAAAACCCACUGGAGCGACGACGAGACGCGCGCGCUUUUGAAAGUCUGGGAGGACCACCUCAGUGACUUGCGCAAGACGAAGCGCAACCUGAAAGUCUACGUCGCCAUAGCCGAGUGCCUGCGUGCGCAAGGGGUGGAGAAGAGUGUGAAAGAAAUAAAAAGCAAGAUGGAAAAUUUGGGAAACCGGUGCCGGAACCUCAGCCGAAAGACGACCGGACAAAGAGCCAUUACGUGGAGAUUUUACAAGGACAUUUCUAGGUUCCUUGGCAGCCUGCCAAUGAACGACAGCAGCCUCACUGAUGAAACGUGUGGCGAAGACGCCACUGUUGAAAUACCAGCGCCACGGCGCACCUUGAACGAGCACGGUUUUCUGGACGUGGAGGCGAUGGACAACGACGUGUUCUACCGCAUGUUUCGGUUUGAGAAGAUCGACUUCCGUGACCUAGUAUCAACUCUUCAGAUUCCGGAAGAGGUCGUCAGCGCCCAGCGCGUCCGUGUUUCAGGCAACGAGGCGCUCUGCAUUACGCUUCGGCGCCUAGCCUACCCGAACCGUCUGUGCGAGCUCGAGCUACUGUUCAAUAGGCACAGCUCUGUGCUAUCGAGCGUGGUGUCGACAGUGUUAGCGCACAUCGAGUACCACUUCGACCAUCUACUCGCUGACCUGACGACGCACCAAUGGUUGAACUUGCUCGCCAUCGAGAACUUCUCUAAGGUAAACACAAAUGGCAUACACAAAUCUGCACACCAUACAUGA